Messenger RNA from Bradysia coprophila, 1047 nucleotides. Its product is annotated as calcium and integrin-binding protein 1-like. The record is from RefSeq and is a predicted model, not a curated record. Gene Ontology annotation, molecular function: calcium ion binding; magnesium ion binding. NCBI's taxonomy places the organism in Eukaryota, Metazoa, Arthropoda, Insecta, Diptera, Sciaridae.
UAUAAAGGUAGUUGACAAUCGAUCAAUCAGUGUGGCUCUAUUAUUGUUAAUCCUCCUAAAAGUGUGUGUGCUAUCAUUUUCGCAUAAUACAAAUUUUGUUGAUAAAUAAUGUAAACAGCAAUAGUGAAUUAUUGAUGAGGAUUAGCGUAUCGCCAUUCCAAAAAAUAAAACUUUGAUUUUAAUUGAUUUCUCGUGAUUUGAAAGUGGAAAUAAAAAGUGCACUCCGAACAUGGGGCAGGCGAAAAGUCAAUUUUCCGAAGACGAGCUGCAAGACUAUGAGGAUCUGACAUUCUUUUCGAAAAAAGAAAUUUUGUUUGCCCAUCAAAAGUUCAAGAAACUGGCACCGGAAAAGGUUGGUCACAACAAGAACGCCAAACUGUCGAUGCACAAAAUUUUAGAAUAUCCGGAAUUGCGUGUCAAUCCUUUCGGUGAUCGAAUCUGCAAAGUGUUCAGCUCUAGCAACGAUGGUGACUGCACAUUUGAGGACUUUUUGGAUAUGAUGUCGGUGUUUAGCGAAGCGGCACCAAAAUCCGUGAAGGCUGAGCACGCGUUUCGUAUUUUUGAUUUUGACGGUGAUGAUAUGCUUGGAUUGUCUGAUUUGAAGCAAGUCAUCGAACGUUUGAUUGGAGACCAGAAUCGAUUGCCGGAAAGUGAUAUGAAGUUUUUGAUACAAAAUAUAUUAAGCGAAGCUGACCUAGACGAUGAUGGGGCUUUAUCAUUCCCAGAAUUUGAGCACAUCAUUGACAAGUCUUCCGAUUUUACGAACUCACUUCGAAUAAGACUGUGAAGUCUGUUCUUGCCAAUUUACUCAACCGAUAUUGUCGACUAAGUGUAUGCAUCUCUAUUAGUAGCUUAAGUACAACAACAACUUUAGUGUAGUUUAUAAUUUAACCAAUCGAAUAAGGAAUCUCAGAAGGAAAACGAGUUUCCACAAUAGGAGCCAACCGGAUUCACUCCAAUUUUCGGAUUAAUUUAUUGAAGUCAAGAUGAUGAUGUGAUUUGUGUUGAUCAUAAAAUGAUUUUCCAUUAAAGAUUUUUGCAAAUUUA